Molecule: messenger RNA, 894 nt
Organism: Trematosphaeria pertusa
Lineage: Eukaryota; Fungi; Ascomycota; Dothideomycetes; Pleosporales; Trematosphaeriaceae
Exons: 3
Source: RefSeq, a predicted model, not a curated record
CUGCUUCUUUCCUUCUUCCUACACAUACUUCACAUCCUUCGACCCAGCAAGCACCUACUCUUUCCGGAACAGUUUCCGAGCGAAGAAAAGCAAACCCCAGUUGAGAAAGUACACACCAUGUCAUCAGCGCCCUCCGACAAGGCCAGUCCUAGCAGCGCUAAAACGCCCCCCUCAGUCUACUUACGCGAAGAAUCUAUCGACUACAGCUGCAUCCCCAAAAGCAAACCGCCGACAUCCUACACAAAUUUCAUCGUCGACUUGAUCAAGGGCUGCAUAUGCUCUGGAGAAACGGGGGUACAAGAAAGGCGCGGACAUUGUCAAGGCAGCAAAAGAGUUAGGGAUAGAGCUCGUCAUUCCGAAGUGCUACCCGACUUUGAAAAGAAGUUGUGGUUUCUGAACGCAUCUUGCGACGAAGGUUGCCGGAAUGCCUGCGACGAAUGUCUCUUGGGAACGCCCUGCCACUUCAACAGGAAAGAGAUAGAGGGAUUCCGUGACGAGAAGCGAGGAAAGGAGUGCGAUCAGCGGAUCGGCACUAAAGUCGCUGAAUACACGAUAAAGGAGGAUCCAUUCCUGAUCCUUGAGCAUCCUCGAGACCCAUGGUUCGGACGCACAAAUGCGCUGGUCUGGCAAAUCCGGUACGACGGCACACCAGAGAGCCUAAAGUGCAAGAGGACGAAAUGGGCAGAGGGUGAUAAACCGGGGAGCGAGGAUGUGCCCUGCCCCGGCGGUUACGAUGCACCGGUCGUGUUCUGGUCUGUGAAGCUGAAGGAAGAUGGUUCUAAGCAUUGGCUCCAGGAGGAUUGGCAGCCCCCUGCCGAAGAUCCGGAUCCCAAGGAAGUACUGGGCGAAGGGCAUGGGUCUAAUGAGGACUAUUCUUCCAGUAGGUAUGAGUAG